GUAUUAAGCAAGAAAAUCAUCGUCUUCUUGGCAAAAUUCUGGAUGGAAAAAAGUACAAGUCCCGCCCAAAUUGGGGACGAACACCUUCCGCCGACGACGAUGGCUAAUCCGAUUGAUCGAAUCUGCGAUGAACUUGAAGUAUGUAGAGAAGAAGCACUCUGUUACCUCGAAGGAUUCCAAUGGAAUUUUGAUUCGGCGUUAGAGGCUUGCCGCAACCAAACCUUGCCGUUGUCGUCUCUCGCGUUUGAAUCUUCGCCGGUGAACGAGAAAUUAGCGUCUAAUACGCCGUCGACACUGCCAUUAAUGAUCGAUUCUGGUCCGAGUUGGAAUCCGCCGGUUGAUCAAUCGAGAAAUCAGAGUAUUGCAGGAUUUUGCGAAGUGCUUGUUGGAGCUAGUGUAGAAGAGGCACGCGCUUACCUCGAGCGCAACAAUUGGAAUAUAGACCUAGCCGUCGACUCUUUCUGGGUCGAGCGCCGUCAAACGCCUUCUCAAAAGAAGUCGAAUCCUCUACAAUUAGUUUCAAAAUCGCAGUUUCAAGAUUACUCGAAACCACUCAAAAUCGGGAGCUCUUCUUCUGAGUAUGGAUUCGUUUCGUAUAUGUUCUUAGGUUCGAUGGAGGUUGACUCGAGAGGAGAACAUAUCCCUGAAGUUGUACCUCUAAUGGCGUCAUCUCAAGUCAAGAAUCAAAAUAUUCAGGAAUUAAGAAGUGUUUGGCCACCGGAGGAAACUUGGGUUGAUCGAAUCUUGCCGGAGGUUUCGGUGAGCGAGGCAUCUGCUGAGGCGCCGCCUAAUUUGCCAGUGCAACUGUCUCAAUUCAAUAAUGAACGCAUCUCUUCAUUCAGUAAUGUGGUUGGUGGAGCGACUAGAGAGGAGGCAAUCGAUUGCCUUAAACUCUGCAAUUGGGAUGUAGACCAAGCCGUCGGCUUUUAUAUGGACAGGUUCUCAAAGGAUCUGUCCAUGGCAAUCGCUAUGAGUUCGAAGGAUAACAGAGGGCUGCCUCUUCCUUCACAAUCACAGUUUCAGGCUUCACUUGGUUACUUUAAAGAAGGAAGCACUUCUAGUUCGAUGGAGGUUGAUCCAACCGAGUCAGAAAGGUCGCUCCAAGGGACUGGUGAAGAAAACCAUGCAGUAGACGGGUUCUCAGAGCAUGAAUUGUCCGCGGCAAUCGCUAAUAGUUUGAAGGAGAGCAGAGAGGUGCCUCUUCCAUCCAUUGAAUUACCUUCACAAUCGCAGUUUCAGGCUUCACUUGGUUACUUGAAAGAAGGAAGCACUUCUAGUUUGAUGGAGGUUGAUCCGACCGAGUCAGAAAGGUCACUCGAAGAGGCUGGUAAAGAAAACGCCGCAGUAGCUAUUCUUGGAAUGGCGUCGUCUCAAGUGGAUGGUGAGGGUGUUGAGAAAGACUCAAGCAUGGAGACAUUCCCUGAUCCUGUUGCUUACCAAGACAGGAUUAUUGUGGGGCCUCGAGCUGCGGGGACUACUAUUACAAUAACUAUCGUCUUGGCCGAUGGGCGAUUGGUAAAUAUUCCUUUUAGACCAAACCAAACCGUCAGAGACAUCCGUGAUGCCAUUGACGAGCUAACACCAGAUUUCGACAAAGACUACAUUUUGCAAUCAGGGGCUGCAGUAGAUUACAUGGAUCCGGAUAUAACUGUACAUGAAAUAUCUACUGGUGAUACAACUCUCCUCCAGAUCUACCUGUAGCUUUGGUUUUUGUACAGUUUCCAUUGAUUGAUGAAACAUAUAGAGAGAGGGAGACAUGUAUAUGACUUUAGAAAGGAUUCUUGCCUUGUAUAGAAAGGAAAAAAUAGAACAGAGCAGCUUUAUACUUGUUAUGAGAUAUAGGAAUGGAUAAAGAGAUUUUUCUUAU
Messenger RNA from Arabidopsis arenosa, 1867 nucleotides. The record is from the annotation of a GenBank genome assembly. NCBI's taxonomy places the organism in Eukaryota, Viridiplantae, Streptophyta, Magnoliopsida, Brassicales, Brassicaceae.